AUGUACGUAUGCGGAUGUCUCCAUGUACCCCUGCGCUCACACGGCAAGAAGGAGUCCACGCGCUUAGCCCCCACGUCCCUGACGAACUUCACGAAUGACCGGCCGGAGACUGUUGUGGCUGUGCUGAGCGUGCAAGACCCGAAACAGUGGUCAUCUGCGAGCGUGGUGAUGCCCCUGUGCGCAGUAAGACGCGACGGCGACGACACGACGGUGAAACAGGCGGCAGCCCGCUUGCGGGUGCAGGCACGGGCGUACCAGCCUCAGCAGAAUUUGAGCAGGAACGAGAUGCAGUGUCGGUGGCGGCUUGAGAGAGGACCAGUCGGUUCUGCAAAGAACACUGUGUUGACGCUUGAUACCGCCUGGAAUGGCCAGCCCACCGCUUGCGGCACUGUGCUGCACGAGUUACGCAUAUCAACUUAUCCGCCCCACAUGGAGUGCGAGACAGACACGACCUCGGCGACGUGCAAGACAUUCUGGACGGCAGUGCGGAGAUCCCUGCCCGUGCGGCUGCCCUCGGUCUGCGUCGCCGCGGGCGCCGUGCCGAGGGCGCCGCCCUCCAGGCGCGCAGAAGGCGGCGGGCCAGGCUCUCACGCCCCGGGUAGCGCCAAGCCGUCGGGGCAGUACCGGAACGAGUUCAUCAUGAAGAACAGCAUCGGCGCCGUGGCCGUGUCUGUCAGGGCGUGCCGGGCGCGCCCGACGCGCGAGCAACAGGGCAAGAAGGCCACAGCGUCCGUGACUUGUGCAGUGGGCCAGAGCCUUCGUCGCCUUCGUGAAGUUCUUUCACUCCAUCGCAGCUAUCGUACCAUGAUGAAGUUCGGGGCGGCGCUGAAGAGGGCGCUGGAGCGCGACGCACAGAAGCCGCUGGACAAGCUGGCCGUGAACAUGAUAGACGAGCUGCCGGAGCACUCGCGCGGAGCGGUCCUGCAGAUGGCGGGCGUGGAGGGCGCGACCACCGAAGAGGCGUGCUUCUCUGGCGAGCAGCUGGCCAUGCUGCGAGCCCUCCGCACCAACGCCGUGGCGCUCCCGGGCGGAGGCGCCGCCAUCUACGCGACCGCCUGCCGGGCGAAUCACAGCUGCAAGCCCAACGCAUCCCUCGUCACCGACGAGGGGGCGGUCAUCCGCGUCGUCGCGCUCCGCGACAUAGCGCCGGGCGAGGAGGUGCUGGUGUCCUACAUCGGCGAGGGCGAGUUGCUGAAGCCGUCGGCGCGUCGCCGGGAGCUGCUGCGGCGAACCUGGGGAUUCGACUGCGAGUGCCCGAGGUGCACCGGGCCCGACGACACCCGGGGCUUCGUGUGCGGCGAGUGCGGGGCCGGCACGCUCCGCGCGCACGCCGCCGGCGGGGCCUGGUGCCCGUGCGCCACGUGCGGCGCGGCCGCGCCGGCCGAGGAGCUGGAGCGCGUCGAGGCGGAGUGGGUGGGGCACGUGCAGUCCCUGCGGCAGGGCCCCCUGGUGGACCAGAUCGCCGCCGCCAUGUACGACGGGCUCGUCGGCGAGGCCGCGCAGGACCCCACCCGCGUGCCCUCGCCCGAGGGGCACUGGGUGGCCGCGAGGCUCGCGGGGCCCGCCGCCCGGCAGCUCCUGGAGCAGGGCGACGCUCCCGCGGCCGUGGCGGCCGCCGAGUUCAAGCUCCACUUCGCCCGCCGCACGCUCGGCGGCGCCGCCUCCCGGGCCGCGGCCGAGGCGCUCGCCGUGCGCGCGGGCGCGGCGGAGCUGGCGGGCGACCCGGAGGCCGCGGCGCGCCUGUACGGGGAGGCGGUGCGCGAGGCCGAGCUGCUCCCGAGGUUCGCCAACGAGGUCCUCGCCACGGCGGAGGCAGGGCAGAGGCGCCUCGCUGCCCUGCUGGCCGCCCCCGGCCGCGCGGCCCCCGUCGGCGAGCGCGCCCGGGUGCCGCAGCCCGCGUGA
Prorocentrum cordatum is the source of this 1902-nucleotide messenger RNA. NCBI's taxonomy places the organism in Eukaryota, Dinophyceae, Prorocentrales, Prorocentraceae. The record is from the annotation of a GenBank genome assembly.